UACGGAGACGGGCACACCCAAUGGCGGGCCAGUAAGUGACCUUUUCCCCGAGCCAUGCAUUUUUUCCUCAAGCCACUAACCAACCACGACCGCAGUCGAAGAGACCCUGAGCUACCAGAUCCCCCCCUCGGCCAUGAUCUCGGCAGUGGCGUGGAACUACGGCACCAGGUUCUUCGAGAUCCGCAUCUACACCACCGAUGACAACGACGCCCUGUACGAAAUAUCGUACUCGCGUCACCUGGACGGCUGGAAGCCCCACGCCGAGUCUGUGGCGCCCGUUCUGGGCCCGGCGUCCAAGUCUCUGGCCCCCGGCGGCAUCGACAGUCCGCCGCUGUCUGCCGUCGCCGCCAUCCUGCUGGAGGGUGACUGGAAGACCAAGGUAUACUUCCACCCGCGCCGCACCAUUGGCGAGUGGGACGUCUGCGCCAAGGCGCCCGCGUUUAGCGGCAUCCCCAAGGCGAGUGCGGCCGCGGCGGAGAGGCGCGAGCUUGAGGAGAAGACCAGAGCCUUGAUCAAGGCGGACGAGGAGCGCAGGGCCAAGGAAGAAGAGGAGCGCAAGGAGAAAGAGCGUAAGGAAAGGGAGGAGGCCGAGAGAAGGGCCGAACAGGAGGCGGCGGCGGCCCGGCGAGGAGAGCCUCAGCCCAAGCCCGCUCCCGCACUGGUGAGUCUCGGAAAACACCUGGCGUCUAUCAUAUGGCCCUCACGAUACUAAACAUAUCCCUCCUUGCAGAUGCUCACCAGGCCCACCAUCGUCAUGGGCGACCCGGCGUCGGCGCCGGACAACGUCGACGACGUGUACAAGCGCGUUAGCCUGCCGUUCGAUGUGUCGCUCUUCGAGAGCAUGACGACCCGGACGAUCUGGAUCAGCGACAACGGCAUCAUCAGCAUCGAAGGGGUCAGCCCGGAGAGCAAGUACUACACCCACGACCUGGCGCAAAAGUACAAGGACGCGCGGCGCCUGCCGUUCAACGCCGCCGCCGACUUCUCUAAGCACGCGCUGUUCC
Messenger RNA from Lasiosphaeria miniovina, 1004 nucleotides. RefSeq lists its product as uncharacterized. Lineage: Eukaryota; Fungi; Ascomycota; Sordariomycetes; Sordariales; Lasiosphaeriaceae. The annotation marks the transcript as partial. The transcript is spliced from 2 exons. The record is from RefSeq and is a predicted model, not a curated record.